ACACCGCCCGCCGCCCCCCUCACUGUCCAGACACACAGAGCUCUCUCCUCGCGCGGCUGUGCGCUGCAGACUGACAGGUGACUGACAGGUGACUGACAGGCCGCUUGUCUUCCCCUCCAGGAGCCAGGGAUCCGUUCACGUUGAAGACCUUCCUACUAUGUUCCCUCAACACCUGAAGCAGAUCCGAGUCCUGAUGAUCAACGCCACGGAGAACCUGGAGAGGACCCUGUUCCGCCUGGAACAAGGGUUUGAGCUCCAGUUCCGCCUCGGGCCAAACCUCCAGGGCCGGAGGGUCGAGGUCCACACCAACUACCCGCUGGACGGACAGCCGUUCAAACAGAACCAGUUCCAUGUGUUGGCCUGGAGCUACCCCACCGGGAGGGAGGACGACUCUGACAAGUUCUGCUGCCUGGACCUUCAGAUGGCCGGGUCCUACCAGUACUACUUUGGCUAUGGAGACACCGAGCGGUCCGGGGGAGGCUACAUCGUGGUGGACCCCGUCCUUCGUGUGGGAGCAGACAACCGAGUCCUCCCAUUGGACAGCAUCAGCAUCCAGACCUACCUGUCCAAGUGCCUGGGACACCUGGACGACUGGCCCGACCGGCUGAGAGUCGCCAAGGAGUCAGGGUACAACAUGAUCCACUUCACGCCGCUGCAGACUCUGGGGGAGUCCAGGUCCUGUUACUCGUUGGCAGACCAGCUGACCUUCAACCCCGAGUUCAGCCCCGAGGGGCGGAGCUACAGCUGGGCCGACGUGGGGGCUCUGGUGGAGAAGAUCCAGACGGACUGGGACAUGCUGUGUAUCACAGACGUGGUGUACAACCACACUG
This is a messenger RNA of Pseudoliparis swirei, 830 nucleotides long. Its product is annotated as glycogen debranching enzyme-like. The transcript is spliced from 5 exons. Gene Ontology annotation, biological process: glycogen catabolic process. The annotation marks the transcript as partial. The record is from RefSeq and is a predicted model, not a curated record. NCBI's taxonomy places the organism in Eukaryota, Metazoa, Chordata, Actinopteri, Perciformes, Liparidae. Gene Ontology annotation, molecular function: amylo-alpha-1,6-glucosidase activity; 4-alpha-glucanotransferase activity.